AUGAAGCUGUCGGCGUUCUCUCUCCUCGCGGCUUUGAUCGCAGGCGCGGCGGCUGCGCCCACACAGGACGCGCCGCUCGCCAAGCGGGCUACUCCCAAAGUCUACCUCGCUGGUGAUUCGACGAUGGCCAAAGGAGGCGGUGGCUCAGGAACUGACGGUUGGGGCCAGUACCUCCAAGCGUCGCUCAAGAACGCCGUGGUGGUGAACGACGCCAUCGCCGGCCGGUCCGCGCGCUCGUACAUGAACGAGGGCCGCUUCCAGGCGAUCGUCGACGUCGUCCAGCCCGGCGACUUUGUCGUCAUCGAGUUCGGGCACAACGACGGCGGCUCGCUCUCCACGACCGACAACGGCCGGACCGACUGCUUCGGGGACAGCACCCAAACCUGCAUCUCGCCCACGACGGGCGAGACCGUCUAUACCUUCGUCUUCUACGAGGUCCAGGCGGGGAAGGCGCUCAUGGCCAAGGGCGCGAAGGUCAUCUUCUCCUCCCAGACGCCGAACAACCCGUGGGAGACGGGCACGUUCACGUACGGGGCGAACCGGUUCGUCGGGUACGCGCAGACGGCGGCGAAGGCGAUCGGGGCGAUGUACGUCGACCACGGGCAGUACGUCGCGAACGAGUUCCAGCGGCGGGGCGCGGCAGCGGUCGACGCGUUCUUCCCGCUCGACCACACGCACACGAGCGUCGCGGGGGCGCAGGUAGUCGCCGCGCAGUUCGUCAAGGCGGUGCUGUGCGCCAACGACGCGCUCGCGCCGUCGGUCGUGAACAGCACGAGCAGCAUCCCGGGGAGCUGUGUCUGA
Epithele typhae is the source of this 801-nucleotide messenger RNA. Its product is annotated as SGNH hydrolase. Gene Ontology annotation, molecular function: hydrolase activity. The coding region runs from base 1 to 801 and encodes 266 amino acids. NCBI's taxonomy places the organism in Eukaryota, Fungi, Basidiomycota, Agaricomycetes, Polyporales, Epitheliaceae. The transcript is spliced from 2 exons. The record is from RefSeq and is a predicted model, not a curated record.